This is a messenger RNA of Lottia gigantea (owl limpet), 964 nucleotides long. RefSeq lists its product as hypothetical. Gene Ontology annotation, molecular function: ubiquitin conjugating enzyme binding; zinc ion binding; ubiquitin protein ligase activity. The annotation marks the transcript as partial. The transcript has 9 exons. Gene Ontology annotation, biological process: ubiquitin-dependent protein catabolic process; positive regulation of proteasomal ubiquitin-dependent protein catabolic process; protein polyubiquitination. Gene Ontology annotation, cellular component: ubiquitin ligase complex; cytoplasm. The record is from RefSeq and is a predicted model, not a curated record. NCBI's taxonomy places the organism in Eukaryota, Metazoa, Mollusca, Gastropoda, Lottiidae.
AUGAAAUUUGGGAUCUUUGCAGAUUCAAAUCAUUUAUUUUUGAUGACUGUUGUCUUUUUUAAAAGUAACCAGUCUUUGACAGUAUCUGGAAAGAGAACUAAACAAAAUGGCUACAUAUUCAGUUGCCAAAAGUAGUGUAGAUUUAGCUAUAGCUCCAAUGAUAAUGUGUAAAUUAUGUUUAAUGGAGUGUCCAUUACAAGACAUGUAUGAAUUGAUAGAUUGUAAAUGUUUAUAUUGUGAAAUGUGUGUACGUCAGUAUUUAAGUGUGAUGAUAAAAGAAGGAAACGUAUCAGAUAUAACAUGUCCAGAUGCUCAGUGUAAAAAACAUGGUUCACUAGAAAAACACGAGAUUCAGAAGUUGGUUGAUAAAAAUAUGUAUGAAAGAUAUAAAAGACUGUGUUAUAUGGAAGAAGUAGAUUUAGAUCCUAAUAGAACAUUUUGUCCAGAAGCAGGGUGUGAGACAGUAUGUCAUGUGUGUUCUAGUAGGUUAGAAGAAAAUGUCAGUGCUACACCUGUACAAUGUCCCACGUGUGGUCUUCAAUUUUGUUCAGUAUGCAAGUCCAAGUGGCAUGCAUCAAAAAGUUGUGAUGAAGCAAUGUCUAAAGGGAGACAAGAAGAUCUCGGAAUUCCAUUCAGCAGUUCAGAAGAUGCCAAGAUUAAAAGAUGUCCAGUAUGUCAUGUACCUAUAGAGAGAAAUGAUGGAUGUGCUCAGAUGAUGUGUAAACGAUGUAAACAUGUGUUUUGUUGGUAUUGUCUGACCUCGUUAGAUGAUGAUUUUUUAUUGAGACAUUAUGAUAAAGGCCCUUGUAAAAAUAAACUUGGACAUUCCAGAGCAUCAGUGAUAUGGCAUAGAACACAGGUUGUUGGAAUAUUUGCAGGAUUUGGUGUGUUAUUACUAGUAGCAUCCCCGUUUUUACUAUUAGCCGCCCCGUGUAUAUUGUGUUGUAAAUGUAAAAUAUGUAAA